Cherax quadricarinatus is the source of this 714-nucleotide messenger RNA. Lineage: Eukaryota; Metazoa; Arthropoda; Malacostraca; Decapoda; Parastacidae. The record is from RefSeq and is a predicted model, not a curated record.
GGCUGGCUGGCUACCAUGGCUGGCUGGCUGGCUACCAUGGCUGGCUGGCUGGCUGGCUGGCCUGGCUGGCUACCAUGGCUGGCUGGCUGGCUGGCUGGCUGGCUGGCUGGCUGGCCUGGCUGGCUGGCCGGCCUGGCUGGCUGGCCUGCCUGGCUGGCUGGCUGGCCUGGCUGGCCUGGUUGGCUGGCUGGCUGGCCUGGCUGGCUGGCCUGGCUGGCUGGCUCAGUUCUCCCUCACACCUCCAACAGUCAAGACUCCCUCCAUCAACUCCUCCACUCCACCUCCAUCAUGGCUCUAGAACAAGAUUUCAAUGAAGCUGCUGAGAAGGUGAAGAAGCUGAAAACUAAACCAAAUGACGAAGAGUUGAAGGAACUUUAUGGCUUGUACAAGCAAGUUACUGUUGGUGAUAUUAACACAGAGAGGCCAGGUAUGCUGGACUUCACAGGGAAGGCCAAGUGGGAUGCCUGGAACUCCAGAAAAGGAAUGAGUAAGGAUGCAGCAAUGGAAGCUUACAUUGCCAAGGUGGAAGAACUUGUUGGAAAAUAUGGUUUGGAAUAAUCAAUUCUCAUCCACCUGUGAUCAAAUUUUACAAGUUUCAUUGUUUAAUGAAGCUUCAUCUAAAUUAGAAAAGUUUCAAGUAUUGCACCUGUUUUAGCUAACUAUAUUGGUUGGAAGUCUGCACUUUUGUGAUACUAAAUAAAUGUAUUAAAUUUA